AUGUUUAGACAAUCUCGACUACUAACCAAUAAAAUAUCAAUCAGAAGGCUACAGAUUCAGCAAAGAAGAAAUAUCAAAUUAUCCGCAAAUACAUUAUCUGGUUUAAGAUCAUAUGGUCCAAUAGUCAAUGGUAUAGCAGCAGUUUACGCUGGAGGUUUAAUAGUUACAUUAGGAUCACUAUAUUUCUUGUACAAAGAUGCAAAUGAAAGACAAAAGAUACCAUUUGAAUUAACAUUUCAAGAUCAAAUUGAAGCAGUUAAAGCUGUAAACAAAGAUGACGUACUACAAAAACCAAGGUAUGCUGUUAAACACUACAGAAAGCUUUUAUUCAAUUUAGCUAAAGAAGUUGAUCCAACUUUAAAAGAAGAAAAUUUUGGGAAAUAUGAAAUACCUAUAAUUGAUGCUGAAACUUUAGUUUUUAAAAAAUCUAAUAAAUUUUCAAAUUUUUAUAUUGAUUUAAUUUUGAGAUAUAGUAAAGCAUUAUUGGCAAAAGGGGAAUUAGAUGAAUCUAUAAACACAUUGAGAAAGAUCAUAGAUAAUGAUUUAAUCUUCUAUAAACUUGGUGAUGCCGAAAGAUUGUCAGAAAGUAGUAGAAUGUUAGCAAGAGUUUAUCAAAAUCCUAAAGAUAAAAUUGACGCAUUAGAAAGAUCAAUUGAUAUGUUAAGUCAUACAUAUUCAUCAAUUCAAUUAAAUAAAGAUUAUACAUUAAAAGACAAUAGUAAAAUAUCAGAUGAGUUAAUAAACUGUCUAAAUGAUUUAGCUUUCCAAUUUGCAAAAGAAUCACAAUCAUCAACUUUGAAAAAAGAAUUAUUAAAUCAAUCAUUAGCCAUAUAUUUAUCAAACUUAAAGACUUUAUCAUCAAUUCAAGAAAAAAUACUAUCCAAAACAUCAAAUCAAAUGCAUUAUCCAUUAUAUAAUGUGUCACCAGAGAAUUUAGAAUUUCAAAUUUCAUCCAUAAAAGCUCAUAUUGCAGAGAUUCUAUGGGCUCAAAAUUACAAACAAGAAUCAAUUCAAUGGAACGAAGAGCUUUUGAAGGAUUUAUACUAUAAAAAUGCUACUUCUUCCAAUUUAAAUCAAGUGUUGAGUAAAUCUUUGGAUAAUUUAAUAAAUUCUUACGCUAUAUUGAAGAAACCACAAGAUAUAGAACGAUGUCAGGACUUGAAAAAGGGAGUUAAAAAGUUUGUAGCCACAGGUAAAGUUGAUGAUAACGGGACUAGUGACUGGUAUGAAAGUAUAGUUAGAAAAUGGUCAACUAUCAUAUAUGAUCAAGGUCCAUUAGGUAUAAUAUUGAAACCGUUACAAGAAAGGUAUGGACCAGGUCAAAAACUGAGAGAAUUGGAAGAAAUUGAGAAAGAAGAUGAAGUGUAA
Messenger RNA from Lodderomyces jiufengensis, 1368 nucleotides. RefSeq lists its product as uncharacterized. The transcript has a single exon. Lineage: Eukaryota; Fungi; Ascomycota; Pichiomycetes; Serinales; Debaryomycetaceae. The coding region runs from base 1 to 1368 and encodes 455 amino acids. The record is from RefSeq and is a predicted model, not a curated record.